Salvia miltiorrhiza (redroot sage) is the source of this 3648-nucleotide messenger RNA. Its product is annotated as kinesin-like protein KIN-14R. The transcript is spliced from 19 exons. The record is from RefSeq and is a predicted model, not a curated record. Gene Ontology annotation, biological process: microtubule-based movement. Bases 199 to 3402 code for a protein of 1067 amino acids. Gene Ontology annotation, molecular function: microtubule motor activity; microtubule binding; ATP binding. NCBI's taxonomy places the organism in Eukaryota, Viridiplantae, Streptophyta, Magnoliopsida, Lamiales, Lamiaceae.
AGUGAAAUCCAAAUUUCAAACGCCAAACGCUCCGAAAACACACACAACGAGCACUCAAAUUGCAGAAAGGAGGCAACCAUUUUUUCCUUCUCAAAAAAGAAAAAAGUUGCUACUGUUUUUCUUUCUCCAUUCUUCUAACCCAUUGCACAAGCUAAAAGAUUGUCCGAAAAUUGCAAAACCCAAUUCCCGAGUUCAAGAAUGGAACAAAAUUACGACUUCAAACCAUUCAAUGACAAUCCAGAAAUUCGUAUUUCUUCUAGCGGUUUCGGUUGGGAACAGGUGAAGAAUUCGAAUCAAGAAACAGGAGCUUCGGCUAUGGAAGAAGACGAAAAGGAAGAGUCUGUGGCUGAUUUAAUGGUUUGGGAUUCUGGUGCAAGACUAAUCCCGAGUGGCUUCACAGAUCCUUGCCCUACAGAGGAAAUUGUGCUCUUUGUCAAUGCUGGUUCCAUGACAUCAAGGGAAUCAGACUCCGGUGUUGAAUUUGCAGCAGACAAUUUUUUUGAAGGCGGAGAUAUAAUUCUAACAGAGGAUUUCAUCUUGGAGGGUGGAGACUGUUCGUUCAUUUAUCAAUCUGCACGAUUGGGAAAUUUCUGCUACCGCUUUGAGAAUCUUAUGGCUGGAGAUUAUUUCAUUGAUCUCCAUUUUUCUGAAAUUAUUAACGUCAGUGGUCCCAAAGGAAUGAGGGUGUUUAAUGUUUUUAUUCAAGAUGAAAAGAUUCUGUCUGAGUUUGAUAUCUUCUCAAUUGUUGGCUUCAACAAACCUUUGCAAGUCGUUGGUGCUCGAGCUGCUGUUAAGGAUGAUGGGAUUCUUCAUUUAAGGUUUGAAGGGGUAUUUGGAAGCCCAAUACUUAGUGGAAUCUGUGUUAGGAGAGCACCUAAGAGCUCAGUCCCUCAGCCGACUCGUGAUUACUUUAUUUGUACGAACUGUUCUACUCAGAUAGAAUAUCCCUCACCUCAGAAAAAAGCUCUACGAACAAAAUCAGUAGCUAAAUAUGAGAAAGAUAUACAAGAUUUGAAAGAUACGUUGAAGAAAAAGACUGACGAAUGUUAUCAAUCUUGGAUGUCUUGGAGUGCUGCCAACGAGCAACUACAAAAGGUUAGGAUGGACCUUGACAAUAAGACAUUCCAAACAUAUUCCCUAGAUCAAACUCUAGAAAAGCAAGCCGAGAAGCUUAGGGACCUUGCAAGCAAAUAUGAGCAUGACCAGAAAUCUUGGACCGAGGCAAUCGCCAACUUCGAGCAGAAAGUAAAGAUCAUGAAACAAGAGCAUUCUGAGCUUUCUCGUGAAGCGCAUGAAUGUGUAGACUCCAUUCCUGACCUGAAUAAAAUGGUUUUUGCAGUUCAGGCACUUGUUGAACAGUGUGAAGAUCUCAAAGUAAAGUACAAUGACGAGCAAAUGAAGAGGCGGAAGCUCCACAAUCAAUUGCAGGAGACCAAAGGAAAUAUCAGGGUAUUUUGUCGUUGCCGUCCCCUAAGCAAGUCAGAGGUCAUAGCUGGGUGUGCAUCAGUAAUGGACUUCGACGCUGCCAAGGAUGGAGAUCUUGGAAUUGUAGUAAAUGGCUCCACCAAGAAGAUUUUCAAGUUUGAUCGCGUUUAUACUCCCAAAGAUGAUCAAGUUGAUGUUUUUGCUGAUGCUGCCCCCAUGGUGGUUUCGGUUUUAGAUGGAUACAAUGUUUGUAUAUUUGCCUAUGGACAAACAGGAACAGGCAAGACAUUCACAAUGGAGGGUACUGAGGCUAAUCGGGGAGUCAAUUAUCGGACCCUGGAAGAAUUGUUUAAGACUGCCAAUGAGAGGACUGAAACAAAUACUUACAGCAUUUCAGUUAGUGUGCUUGAAGUUUACAAUGAGCAGAUAAGGGAUUUGCUUGCUAUUGAAACAUCCAAGAAAUUGGAGAUAAAGCAAGCUUCUGAAGGAUCUCAUCAUAUCCCUGGAAUUGUUGAAGCCAAAGUGGAAAAUAUCCAACAAGUAUGGAAUGUUCUACAAGCCGGAAGUAGUGCUCGGGCUGUUGGAUCGAAUAACGUGAACGAGCACAGCAGUCGCUCUCACUGCAUGCUCUGUAUUACGGUAAGGAGCAAAAAUCUAAUCACCGGAGAGUGCAUGAAAAGCAAACUUUGGCUUGUGGACUUGGCAGGAAGUGAGAGGCUUGCAAAAACUGAUGUGCAAGGUGACCGGCUUAAAGAAGCUCAGAACAUUAAUCGGUCGCUUUCUGCUCUCGGAGACGUAAUAUUUGCCUUAGCAAAUAAAAGCGGCCAUGUACCAUACAGGAACUCAAAGCUGACUCAUUUAUUGCAGGAUUCAUUAGGUGGUGACUCAAAAACAUUGAUGUUUGUACAAAUUAGUCCCUCAGAUCAAGACUCAAGCGAGACCUUGAGUUCGCUUAAUUUUGCCACCCGAGUUAGAGGGGUCGAGUUGGGUCCUGCUAGAAAACAAGUUGAUACAAAUGAGCUCCAGAGGAUGAAAACAAUGCUUGAUAAAGCACGACAGGAAUGCAAGUCCAAAGACGAAACUUUGAAAAGGCUUGAAGAAAAUUUACAUAACCUAGAGAGCAAAACCAAAGGAAAGGAUCAGUUUUACAAAAACCAAUUGGAAAAACUAAAAGAGUUAGAGGGCCAAGUAGAGUUGAAGGCAUCACUGCAUUGCCAAUCUGAGAAACAGGUUUCACAUCUUUCUGAGAAGUUAAAAGGGAGAGAAGAAUCUUGUUCCAAACUUCAACAGAAGGUCGUGGAGUUAGAGAACAAGCUGAAACAGCAAGAUGAAAGUCAUUCUACGACAUACCAAAAGAAGGUUAAUGAUCUUGAGAAGAAGCUGACAGAGCAAAUGCAACAAUCUGAGUCCACUUGUCAAACUCUUGAACAUAAGGUCAAAGAGCUCCAAAGAAAGUUGACAGAGCAGGAAGAAAACGAGGAGUGUCUCUCCCUCCGUCAAAAGAUUAAAGAACUCGAAGACAAACUGAGAGAGCAAGAACAGCAGCUAGCAUCCAGAAUGAUCUCUGAAUCCGCCAAUCAAUUAAAUUCGACUCCUGUGGAUAACAAGCUACCAGUGAGAGAGGAGAUGACGAACGAAGCUGAGCAUCGCAUUCUAAGAAGUUUAAAUCUAGCAAACCGCAGAGGCAGUAAUGGCUCUGCUCCGGUAAAGGAGAAUGGUCAUUUCCAUGAGGUCAAAAAGAAGAGAUUAUCAAGAAACAGUGAAGUUGAGAAUAAUGGAGUUCCACCUCCAGUGAGCGACCAUGCCUACAAAAGCAGGCGUUCCGAUCCACCAAGACCUGCUGCUGCUGCUGGAGCUUCAAGAGCGACAAAACCAUCCGUCACGGUGCAGAGGCCCGUUGCUCGUGUCAAGACAACCAGAGAUGCAGUCCAGGGGAUCAAGGAGAGGGACAGCAAGAAAAGAAUAUGGACCAGAUAGUGACUAACUAAUGCCUCAUUGCUGCUCUAAUUAACUUCCUGCCUACCUCUGUAGUACGUGUGUGUGUGUGUGUGUGUUCAGCAUAGUUGGCUUGUCCAUUGAGGCCCCAAAUAUAACCUCUUCAUGAACUAUAUAAUAUGUACAGGGUUGUGAUCAUUUAGUAUCCAAGCUUUUGAUCUUGUUUUUUAAGCUUUAAAGGAUAUUUAAUGGUAAGAAGGGUAAGCAUAUUUUUAUGUUAAAUAUAAA